Molecule: messenger RNA, 1641 nt
Organism: Panthera uncia (snow leopard)
Lineage: Eukaryota; Metazoa; Chordata; Mammalia; Carnivora; Felidae
Gene: ENPP7
Product: ectonucleotide pyrophosphatase/phosphodiesterase 7
Exons: 6
Coding region: 1-1641 (546 amino acids)
Source: RefSeq, a predicted model, not a curated record
AUGGGACGCUCGGCUGUCCUCCUGGCCGUGGCCCUGGCCACCCUCCUGGCUCCGGGGACAGGGGCUCCUGUCGGCAGGAAGGUCUCCCGGAAUAAGCUGCUGCUGGUGUCCUUUGACGGCUUCCGCUGGGACUACGACCAGGACGUACCCACCCCCAACCUGGACGCCAUGGCACUCGACGGGGUGAAAGCACGCUACAUGACCCCGGCCUUCGUCACCAUGACCAGCCCCUGCCACUUCACCCUGGUCACUGGCAAAUACAUCGAGAACCACGGCGUGGUUCACAACAUGUACUACAACACCACCAGCAAGGUGAAGCUGCCCUACCACGCCACGCUGGGCGUCCAGAUGUGGUGGGACAAUGGCAGCUUACCCAUCUGGAUCACAGCCCAGAGGCAGGGCCUAAAGACCGGCUCCUUCUUCUACCCUGGCGGGAACGUCACCUACCAAAACGUGGCCGUGACGCUGAGCCGGAAGGAAGGCGCUCUGCACAACUACGGAAACGAGGAGGAGUGGAAAGCCAACAUCGACACGGUGAUGACCUGGUUCACGGGGGAGGGCCUGGACCUGGUCACGCUCUACUUCGGGGAGCCGGACUCCACGGGCCACAAGUACGGCCCCGAGUCCCAGCAGAGGAAGGACAUGGUGAUGCAGGUGGACAGGACCGUGGGCUACCUCCGGGACAGCAUCAGGAGCAGCGGCCUGGGGGACAGCCUCAACCUGAUCGUCACAUCCGACCACGGCAUGACCACCGUCCACAAGCAGGCCCAGGACCUGGUGGAGUUCCACAAGUUCCCCAACUUCACCUUCAAGGACAUCGAGUUUGAGCUCCUGGACUAUGGGCCGAACGGGAUGCUGCUCCCCAAGGAGGGCAAGCUGGAGAAGGUGUACGAGGUCCUCAAGGACGCCCACCCCAAACUCCACGUCUUCAAGAAGGAGUCCUUCCCCUCGUCCCUCCACUACGCCAACAACUCCAGGAUCGCCCCCUUGCUCAUGUUCAGCGACCCUGGCUACGUCAUCCACGGGAGACUGAGCGUGCAAUUCAACAAGGGGGAACACGGCUUUCACAACAACGUCACGGACAUGAAGACCAUCUUCCGGGCCGUGGGCCCCAGCUUCAAGCGGGGCCUGGAGGUGGAGCCCUUCGAGAGCGUCCACGUGUACGAGCUCAUGUGCAAGCUGCUGGGCAUCGUGCCCGAGGCCAACGACGGGUCCCUCAGCGUCCUGCUGCCCACGCUGCAGGAAACCAGCCACGGGCCCCUCAGCACCGUGCCGCCCACGCUGCAGGAAACCAGCCACGGGCCCCUCAGCACCGUGCCGCCCACGCUGCAGGAAACCAGCCACGGGCCCCUCAGCACCGUGCCGCCCACGUCCCCCUCAGACCAGCCCUCCCUCCCGGCCAACAGGCACUUAUUCUUCCAGGCCCGCCUCUUCCAGGAAGCCUCCAGAAGCUGCGCUCUCAAUGCGCCCCGCCCCACAAGCCGUGCCGUCUGCGGCCACGCGGGGGCGCGCGGGAGCCCCGCGCGGGAAGGUCCGGCGGCCCGGGCUCCAGCUUCCACCCGGGGCGCAGGGCCGGUGGCCGGGGCGCUUUGCCUGAGUCCACACGCCGGUCCCCGCCGGCUCCUGCUCCAGGGGGAAUGA